GGUAACGGGCCCCUCUCCGCAGGCAUUGCCGCCGUCUUCGAGUCCCACCGGGCCAAGGGCAUCCCCCACAUGUACAGCCUGCACAGCUGGUGUGGCAUGGCCGCCUUCGUGCUCUACCUCCUGCAGGUGAGGCCUGGCUGCGGGUUCUUCCUGUUCCCCGGGGCCUCCUUCACGCUGCGCAGCCGGUACAAACCCCAGCACGUCUUCUCUGGCAUCGCCCUCUUCGCCCUCUCCAUCGCUGCCUGCCUGCUGGGCAUCACCGAGAUGCUCCUCUUCAACAUCAGCGACUCCUACAGGUACUUUGUGCCUGAGGGCAUCCUGGCCAACACCCUGGGGGUGCUGCUGGUGGCCUUCGGGCUGGUGGUGGGCUACGUGCUGACGCGGGACGAGUGGAA
Messenger RNA from Merops nubicus (carmine bee-eater), 395 nucleotides. Its product is annotated as cytochrome b561. The transcript is spliced from 3 exons. The annotation marks the transcript as partial. Lineage: Eukaryota; Metazoa; Chordata; Aves; Coraciiformes; Meropidae. Gene Ontology annotation, molecular function: oxidoreductase activity. The record is from RefSeq and is a predicted model, not a curated record. Gene Ontology annotation, cellular component: lysosomal membrane.